This is a messenger RNA of Camellia sinensis, 3876 nucleotides long. Lineage: Eukaryota; Viridiplantae; Streptophyta; Magnoliopsida; Ericales; Theaceae. The record is from RefSeq and is a predicted model, not a curated record.
CUUCACGCUUUUGCAGAGAGAGAGAGAGAGAGACAUAAUUUGAGAGAGAGAGAGAGAGGUGGGUUUUUGGAACUUGGGUUUUGUUCAUCUUUUUAGGUUGAAACUAAACUAGCCAUGCCAUGCUUGCUUUUUUAGAGAGAGCACUGUAACACUGUUCAUUAUUCUGAUAACUUGGAUCACGCAAAGCAAAUGCCGUAAUGAUAGUUUAGUCUCUGAAUGUAAAACUUAUCUUUUGUAUUGCAAAAAAAGUGCUUCUGCAAAAGACUGACUGUACUUGUCAAAAAGUUGUAGCUAAAAUAAUGCACUGUUUAUUCUGGGUUUUUGUUUUUUAGCUCAGAAAUGAAGUGGGAAAUAGGGGAAGAAGCAGAAGAAGAAGAAGAGAGAGAGAGAGAGAGAGAAGCAGAGGAAGUUUUGUGCUGAUGGGUCUGAAGGGGCAAGGCCACCACUUGCUGGUUGUGAAGUUGAAUGAACAAUUGAGCACAAAAAGGAAAUACUCAUUCAUCAACAGAGCUUGGCUGAUGCUUUGGAUGUUGUUUAUGGGCUUUGUUAGCUAUGUAAUCUAUGAGAAUAUGGAUGCUGAUAACAAGGAGAGAAGGAAGGAAGUGCUUGUGAGCAUGUGUGAUCAGCGAGCUAGAAUGUUACAAGAUCAAUUCAAUGUCAGCGUUAACCAUGUCCACGCGCUCGCAAUCCUUGUCUCAACUUUUCAUUAUUACAAGAACCCAUCAGUAAUUGAUCAGGAAACUUUUGCUGAGUACACGGCCCGGACGGCUUUUGAACGACCAUUGUUGAGUGGAGUGGCCUAUGCACAAAGAGUGGUUAAUUCUGAGAGGGAAGAAUUUGAGAGGCAACAUGGUUGGACUAUAAGGACAAUGGAGAAGCAGCCUUCGCCUAUCCGGGACGAGUAUGCUCCGGUGAUAUUCUCUCAAGAAACAGUUUCCUACAUUGAAUCACUGGAUAUGAUGUCAGGGGAGGAGGACCGUGAAAACAUUUUAAGGGCUAGGGCUACUGGGAAAGCAGUUCUUACAAGCCCCUUCAAGUUGUUGGGUUCUCAUCAUCUCGGCGUUGUGUUGACAUUCCCGGUUUACAAAUCCAAGCUCACUCCGAACCCAUCUGUUGAAGAUCGCAUUCAAGCAACUGCUGGAUAUCUUGGUGGGGCCUUUGAUGUUGAGUCACUUGUUGAGAAUUUACUUGGGCAACUUGCUGGAAAGCAGGCAAUUGUGGUCAAUGUGUUUGAUAUUACUAACUCUUCAGAUCCCUUAAUCAUGUAUGGACACCAAUAUCAAGAUGGUGAUGUAUCCCUCAAGCGUGUCAGCACACUUGAUUUUGGAGAUCCAUUCAGGAACCACCAAAUGGUGUGUAGGUACCUUGAGAAGGCACCCACAUCAUGGACAGCACUCACCACUGCGUUCUUAUUCUUUGUGAUUUUCUUUCUAGUCGGUUACAUGAUAUAUAGUGCAGCAAAACAUAUUGGCAAAGUCGAGGAUGAUUUUCAUGAAAUGCAGGAAUUGAAAGUCCGAGCAGAAGCUGCUGAUGUUGCAAAAUCCCAGUUUCUAGCCACUGUUUCGCAUGAAAUUAGGACACCCAUGAAUGGCGUCCUUGGUAUGAAUCUUGCCUUGUUCUAAGAUACGGAUUUGAGUUCAACCCAGAGGGACUAUGCUCAAACUGCUCAAGCUUGUGGAAAAGCAUUGAUAACUUUAAUAAAUGAAGUGCUUGACCGGGCAAAAAUUGAAGCCGGCAAGUUAGAGUUGGAAGCAGUGCCAUUUGACCUUCGCUCUGUACUUGAUGAUGUUCUCUCUUUGUUCUGUGAGAAAUCUAGGAACAAGGGCAUUGAGUUGGCGGUGUUCAUUUCUGAUAAAGUCCCUAAUAUUGUUAUGGGGGAUCCAGGAAGGUUCCGACAGGUUAUAACAAAUCUUGUGGGAAACUCUGUCAAAUUUACAGAGCAAGGACAUAUAUUUGUUCAAGUUCAUCUAGCUGAGCAUGCAAAGGUAGUAAUGGAUGCGAAAGCUGAAUCUUGUUUGAACAGUAGUGGCUGUCAGUCAAAAACGUUGAGUGGUUAUGAAGCUGCUGAUGACCGCAACAGUUGGGAUGUCUUUAGAUGUUUAAUUGCUGAUGAAGAAUUUCGGAUGCCCACCAAGGAGACUUCUCAGGCUGUCACUUUACUUGUAUGUGUGGAAGACACAGGGAUCGGCAUACCUUUAUGUGCCCAAGAGCAGGUUUUCACGCCCUUCAUGCAGGCUGACAGUUCAACGUCUAGGAAUUACGGCGGAACUGGUAUUGGGUUGAGUAUUAGUAAGUGUUUGGUUGAGCUGAUGGGUGGACAGAUAAAUUUUAUUAGCCGUCCUCAAGUUGGAAGCACAUUUUCAUUCACUGCAGUCUUUAGACGAUGCGAGAAAAAUUCUUUUGGUGAUCUGAAAAAAGCUCUCCCUGACGAUCUCCCUAGUGGAUUUAAAGGAUUGAAAGCAGUUGUAGUUGAUGAGAAACCAGUUAGAGCAGCUGUUACUAGAUAUCAUCUAAAGAGACUUGGUAUCCUGGUUGAAAUUGUAAGUAGCAUCAGGAUGGCUUCUGCCAUGUUUGGUAAAAAUGGUUCAUUGAGACCUAAAAAUGAAAGGCAACCAGAUAUGAUUCUAGUUGAGAAGGACUUAUGGAUGUCUGGUGAAGAUGGUAGCUUAAAUUUACAGUUAGUGGACUGGAAACAGAAUGGCCACACAACUAAGUUGCCUAAGAUAAUCCUACUUGCGACCAGUAUUACUGUCUCAGAGUUUGACAAAGCAAAACAAGCAGGUUUUGCAGAUACUUUGAUCAUGAAACCUUUGAGAGCGAGUAUGGUGGCAGCAUGCCUUCAACAGGUGAUGGGAAUGGGGAAGAAGACACAACAAGGCAAAGACAUUGUCAAUGGAUCUGCUUUCCUUCGGAGCUUGCUUUUUGGAAAGAAAAUUUUAGUGGUUGAUGACAACAGAGUGAACCGUAGAGUUGCUGAUGGUGCACUCAAGAAAUUUGGGGCUGAUGUGAAGUGUGCUGAGAGUGGAAAAGCUGCUCUUGCAUUGCUCGAGUUGCCACAUAAUUUUGAUGCUUGCUUCAUGGAUAUUCAGAUGCCUGAAAUGGAUGGUUUUGAGGCAACACGUCGUAUUCGGAAUAUGGAGAGCAAGGCUAAAGAGAAGCAGAUGAAUGAAGGAUCCACCAUUGAAGGAAGAAAGGCUGAGUGGCACUUGCCAAUAUUAGCCAUGACGGCAGAUGUGAUUCAGGCCACAUAUGACAAAUGCCUGAAAUGUGGGAUGGAUGGUUAUGUGUCAAAGCCUUUUAAAGAAGAGAAUCUCUAUCAGGCUGUCGCGAGGUUCUUUGAGUCCAAACCCAUCUCGUAACAAGAUUACCCAUUCCAAACUGAAUUCGGCAUUGUCGAAAAGAAGUUCCGGUGGGUCGAGCAUUACUAGCUAUUUUUCCAUAUUCAGCUGGUUCUUUCUGUUGAGUAGUAGUACACCACCAGAGGCAGUUGGUUUCUUUGAAUUUUGAAGUUUGUUGUGCAGAACAUGAAUGCAGACUUGGACAGUCAUUUCUAACUACAAGGAUUUAAUUAAUUUGAUUAGCAUAUCUCGAGUAAAUGUAUACUACUGUGAAUCCUACACCCCACUUGUAUGUAUAGAGAUCUUUAGAUGGGGAUGGGGAGCAAAAAUUGUAUAACCUUGAUAUAUACAUUCUUAAAGGGCGGACCUGAUGCAGCAGUCAAGCUGCUCCUUUGUGACCUGGUGGUGAAAAUAGCCUCUCAGCUUGCCGGGGUAAGUCAGCAUAUAUCAAUCAUUCUGCAGACCCCACAUAUAUUUGAGAGCAUCGUGCACUGGAUAUGAGCUUGAUGUAUAUUCGUGGUUAUGGUUUCCUUGACAA